AUGGCACGUGAGAUUGUGAAGCCCUUGUGGACGUUGUUUUCUGCAAUUUUUUUAAUUUAUUUGGUUAAUGGGGCAGCACAACCACAAGUUCCUUGUUACUUCAUAUUUGGAGACUCAUUAUCCGACAGUGGAAACAACAAUGGCCUCUUCACUGUGGCCAAAGCCAAUUUUCGACCCUAUGGCAUUGAUUUUCCUAGGGGUCCAACUGGAAGGUUUUCCAAUGGACGUAAUUUGGUCGAUGCGGUUGCUGAACUACUAGGUUUGGAUAGUUACAUUCCACCUUUUGCAACUGCAAGAGGAAUGGAAAUACUCAAGGGCGUCAAUUAUGCAUCUGGCUCAGCUGGUAUCCGCAACGAAACUGGAAGACAAGUGGGACAGAUAAUAAGUAUGGCUAUGCAAUUGCAAAAUCACCAAAGCAUAGUGAAACAGAUAGCUUCUUUGAGGGGAAAUAAUUACUCAUCAGCUGAGGAGUACUUAGGCAAAUGCAUAUAUUCAGUUGGAAUCGGCACCAAUGAUUACUUUAUCAACUACUUUGUUUCCCUGUCCAACACUAGCCGCCAAUAUACACCACAGCAAUAUGCAAGAGUACUCAUUGAACAAUAUUCUCAGCAAUUAAGAACGUUGUACAACUUUGGGGCAAGAAAGAUAGCUCUCUUCGGGCUAGGUGCUAUAGGCUCCGCACCUUCUGAAGUGGCAGCGUGUGGCACAAAAGGCUCGUCUUGCGUUGCUUAUAUCAACAGUGCAGUUCAAAUUUUCAACGGAAGGCUUAAAUCACUUGUCCAAGAACUCAACAGCAAUCUAACAAAUGCCAAGUUUAUUUACAUAGACUAUUAUGGGAUUGGAUCAUCAUAUGCGUUAUCUCGGGGUUCUCUGAUUACAAACGUCUCAUGUUGUGGAGUGAAAAACGGUUUGAACACAUGCAUUCCUUUUCAAAUCCCAUGCAGGAACAGGAGUCGGUUCAUGUUUUGGGAUGGUAUACAUCCUACAGAGGCAACAAAUGUUUUUAUAGCAGCAAGAGCAUACAAAGCUGAGUUUCUUACAGAUGCUUUUCCCUACGAUAUCCACAGCUUAGCACAACUAUCCUAA
Molecule: messenger RNA, 1086 nt
Organism: Prunus dulcis (almond)
Lineage: Eukaryota; Viridiplantae; Streptophyta; Magnoliopsida; Rosales; Rosaceae
Product: GDSL esterase/lipase At1g29670-like
Exons: 5
Coding region: 1-1086 (361 amino acids)
Molecular function (GO): hydrolase activity, acting on ester bonds
Source: RefSeq, a predicted model, not a curated record